AUGGACAAUGCGUAUGCCAAAAUCUGCGCUCUCCCUAGAGCUAUUGGCUUACAGGACCAGAUCCAACCCGUCUAUCUUCCUCGCGAGGACAUCAAUGCCCUGGGUGUGAAGUACCGUCGGAUCCCUAUCAUGUCCAUUGGGCGCGACAUUUACUGCGACACUCGCCUUAUACUUCACAAGCUUGAAGAAAAGUUCCCCUCCGGCGCAUUAGGUGCUCCCCAGCCCGAUCAGAAAGCUAUAGAGAAGCUCCUCGAGAGUUGGACGAUUGAUGGAGGUAUCUUCGUUCGCGCAGCUCAGGCCAUUCCCACGGAUAUGCCUUUGUUGAACGAUCCAAAGUUCACGAAAGAUCGAGAAGACUACACUGGGAGAAGCUGGGACAAAAAGAACAUUGAAGCCAUGCGGCCGGAAGCUUUGACACAUAUACGGGAUGCUUUUGUGUUUCUUGAGACAGGGUUGUUAGCUGAUGGAAGACAAUGGGUACUGAAGACCGAGAAGCCUUCAUUGGCAGAUAUUGAAGCUGUUUGGCCGUUUCAUUGGCUUCUUGAGCUAAAGGGAGCCCUUCCUCACUCUCUCAUUUCGAAAGAGAAGUUUCCUAAGGUUUACGCCUGGAUUGGCCGUUUCAGCAAGGCUGUAUCAACUGCCAAAUCGUCUGCACCAAAGCCAACCACAUUGAAAGGGGCUGAAGCCGUGAAACACGUGACUCAAGCGGAGUUCUAUGAGCCCGAGGGAGAUGUUGACGCCAGUGAUCCGCUAGGCUUGAAGAAGGGUCAAGAUGUCGAAAGUUGGCCAAUCGACAGUGGUUUCAAGCACCAUGAUCGAGGCCAGUUGGUGUCAUUGACUUCGAAGGAAGUGGUCUUAGUGGCGCAGAGCAAAGUCGGAGGAAGAGAUGUCAGAAUUCAUCAUCCCAGGUGGAACUAUAGGACCAGGGCUGUUAGUGGAGGAGAAGCAAAGUUGUAG
Messenger RNA from Letharia columbiana, 957 nucleotides. RefSeq lists its product as uncharacterized. The record is from RefSeq and is a predicted model, not a curated record. NCBI's taxonomy places the organism in Eukaryota, Fungi, Ascomycota, Lecanoromycetes, Lecanorales, Parmeliaceae. The transcript has 2 exons. The coding region runs from base 1 to 957 and encodes 318 amino acids.